AUGACAGAAACAGUGGCCCCGGCGUUAUCAACAGCGCAAGACGCCGGCGAUUUCGAGUUUGCCAAGGUCAACAAGACUUCUACCGCGCGGGCGUACCUUGGCCAGAUUUCCGAUAAUUCAGAAUCCACCCUAAAACAGCUUCUGGCACAGUACUACUCGGUGACGGACCUGGUUCGGUUUCUCCAGGAUAAGAAAUUCAGACGCAUAGCGUUGCAGUUCCCAGACUCGCUUGUGGCAGACUCGCCCAUCGUGCUGCAACUGGUGCAACAACACCUCGACAAGCUGCCGCGUGAUCCCGGUCACGUGCCCAGCGCACAGGAUAUUGAGUCUGUCAAGGUGUGCAGCGGCAAGUGCGGUGGUGACUGCAAGAACCGGCCCGACGUGUGGAUACUGGCGGACACGUCCUACUCGCCGUGCUGUAUUGAUGAGGUGGCUGCCGAGCACGUUUCGGCGGAUCUUGUUGUGCAUUUUGGAGACGCCUGUUUGAACCCGGUCGACAAGCUCAGUGCAGCUUAUGUGUUUGGUAAGCCGUUCUUGGACAAGGAGAAAGUGGUGGAGGCGUUCAAGGCCACGUACUCCCCCGACGACAAGGUGAUCCUGAUGGCCGAUGCUCCAUACACCAGCCAUCUGUACGACAUAUACGAGCAGCUGUCCCCAGAGUACAACGUUGGAUACGCGGAGCUCGAUUUGGAGCGCUCGAAAGCGGCAAUAAUCGACCAGACAGUGCACAACAGCGAGGGAACGCAUCUGGCCUCGCGGAUCAUCCAUUUUGACGGCCCAUUGGAUGAGUGUUCUCUGUUCCAUAUAACCAAACCAGAAGACCCGCGGCUGCUUUAUCUGAGCACACAGUUCUCUAGCAUGACCAUCUAUGACGUAGACUCUGCAUCAGUGAGUUCUGGGCCGUUCCCGACGCUGAUGAAACGAUACAGAGCCAUGCACAUGGCCAGAAGCGCAGGAACCGUGGGAAUUCUGAUCAACACGCUGUCACUGUCAAACACGCGCACUUUGCUGAACAAGGUGAUUCGCUGGGUGCGUGGCGCAGGCAAGAAACAUUACAUGUUUGUGGUUGGCAAGCCGAACGUUGCAAAACUGGCCAAUUUUGAAAGCGUCGACGUUUGGUGUAUCAUUGGAUGCGGCCAGUCGGGAAUUAUCCUCGACACGUACGGCGAGUACUAUAAGAACAUCAUCACGCCGUACGAGCUGCAGCUGGCCCUCAAACAGGAAAUCACAUGGACAGGCCAAUGGAUCACCGAUUUCGAGGCUGUGCUGGAUCAAGAGGAGGAGGAACAAGAGGAGCAAGACGGCGAAGAAGAGGAGUAUGUGCCGGAGUUCAAUCCCGUGACCGGUCAAUUGGCGUCUUCCAGACCGCUCAGACAGAUCAAGCACUUGGAGGUGGAGCUGGGCUCGACUGAUUCUUCAACAGAUGGACAAUUGGUUGCUCGGUUCUCCAACACCCUAAGCAUCAAGAACACCGUCAGCACUUCGGCCAGUUACCUUCAGUCGCGCGAGUGGACUGGUCUCGGCAGCGAUUUUGGCCAAGACGAGCUCGAGGGCGCCGAAUUGGAGGAAGGCCGUUUGGGAAUAGCUCGUGGGUACGACUAUGAUAAGGGGCAACAAGUAGAGAAAAAUAAUUAA
Molecule: messenger RNA, 1635 nt
Organism: Ogataea philodendri
Lineage: Eukaryota; Fungi; Ascomycota; Pichiomycetes; Pichiales; Pichiaceae
Exons: 1
Coding region: 1-1635 (544 amino acids)
Biological process (GO): protein histidyl modification to diphthamide
Molecular function (GO): 2-(3-amino-3-carboxypropyl)histidine synthase activity
Source: RefSeq, a predicted model, not a curated record